GCCAGAGUUCAUAGCAUCAUAUACCAUCUAACCGUACAUACUCUAAUCCUACCUAAAAUAUGACGUCGAAACUGAUCAUCCUGGUUUCCAUGACAGUGGCUUUGGCAUCUGGCGCUCGACUAGAUCAUUUGGUGCAGGGUUACAACGGAGGAGGCAAUGCCGCGCCUUUCCGUUUCGAAAACGUGAACAACGGCGAUGGGAGUUACCGCUUCAGUUACGACACACCAACGGGUAUCUCAGCGCACGAGAGCGGCGCGCCGCGCGCGGCUGGGCCCGAAGGCCCCGCAGUGACGGCUGAAGGAGGCUUCUCGUACCGCGCGCCCGACGGCCAGCAGAUCUCCCUCACGUACACCGCCGACGAGAACGGCUUCCACCCGCAAGGCUCCCACAUCCCCACACCGCCACCGAUCCCAGAGGCCAUCCUCCGCUCUCUUGAGUACAACAGACAGCAUCCGUCAAACGAAGGCUCUUACAACGGUCAACGAAACUACUACUAGGCUCAAAAGAUCUCUAAGCUGACGGUCGUGAGCACCUCAGCGAAGCUAGCGCUGUGAUAUGUGGCAACUUACUCGUAAAUGUGUUGAAUUGAUGUGAUUAUUAUUU
Molecule: messenger RNA, 603 nt
Organism: Maniola jurtina (meadow brown)
Lineage: Eukaryota; Metazoa; Arthropoda; Insecta; Lepidoptera; Nymphalidae
Product: pupal cuticle protein 20-like
Exons: 4
Coding region: 60-497 (145 amino acids)
Cellular component (GO): chitin-based extracellular matrix
Molecular function (GO): structural constituent of chitin-based larval cuticle
Source: RefSeq, a predicted model, not a curated record